Messenger RNA from Mercurialis annua (annual mercury), 2212 nucleotides. RefSeq names its product condensin complex subunit 2-like. Gene Ontology annotation, molecular function: chromatin binding. Lineage: Eukaryota; Viridiplantae; Streptophyta; Magnoliopsida; Malpighiales; Euphorbiaceae. Gene Ontology annotation, biological process: mitotic chromosome condensation. The coding region runs from base 98 to 2032 and encodes 644 amino acids. The record is from RefSeq and is a predicted model, not a curated record. The transcript has 13 exons. Gene Ontology annotation, cellular component: condensin complex.
AAGCUUCCACUGCCACAAAUAGUUAAGCAUCAUAACAUAACCUUCAAAGAGACAAAAUCCGUUCCCUCUCAAAAUUCAAAAUCAUCAAACACUUCUUAUGAGAGCAACACCACCACCACCGGUGGCAAUGGCAUCGACGGCGGCUAGUCAUUUCCUUUUAGGCUCAAACAAUGACCAACUUGAACACGCUCAAGAACCUGCUGCUGCACGCGCCGCUGCUCUCCGCCAUGACGCCGCCACAUUUGCCUCUCCUCCUCCUCGUGAUCCUACCUGUCUUAGCCAAGAUCAAAUAAUGGAGCUGUUUCAAAAAUGCAUCAAACUUGCCAGUGAAAAUAAAAUAAAUGAGAAGAAUACGUGGGAACUGAAGCUAAUAGAUCAUCUUGGUGAGAUUAGUAAAGUUGAAAGAGGAGGAGUUGAUGCUGAGCCUAAUUUCCAAAAGGCAAGCUGUAUACUGGAAGCAGGUGUUAGAAUAUACUCUGUGAGAGUGGAUUCAGUGCAUUCACAUGCUUAUAAGCUUCUUGCCAGGAUCAAUCGAGCUGGUCUACAAGAUUCUGAAAAACCUAAUAUAGAGAGUGAGAUUGUCAACAGUCAGCAAGAUGAAAGUCAAUCUAAAGAAGAAUCUGAAAAGAAUAUUUCGCCAUUAUCAACAUUGGAAUACUCACUUGAAGCUCUAAAUAUGAAGAAGUUUGAUUUUGCAUUUGCAGCGGAUCCUCUGUAUCAUUGGACACAUGCACAAUAUGACGAAAGUGGAGCCAAGGGCCUUCUUUUGAAUAACCUUGGAGUAUAUGGUGGAUGCCAGGUGCUUUUUGAUUCUUUUGAAGUGCCAGGGAAGUGCCAUUCAUGUUCCCACCAAAAUGAUAUCUCAGAUGAGAUUGAUAUCUCAUUUGCCAAAGAUUCAAUUGAGCACAUGAUGAUGAACAUGAUGAAAGAAAAUGAAAUUUCUCCAACUCUUAAGGACAUUCUUUGUUAUCUUGAUGGGGAUAAUCAAAGAUCCUCCGAGAUUCUUAAUGCAUAUGAGAAGUCUGAUGCUACAACUGAUGGGAUUGAUACUAGUAAAGUUGAAAUGGAUAAUUUUUCAUGGACAUCCAAUCUUGUUGACGAGAUGAACAUUUUUGAAGAGACAUUAUGUUGCGAUUCUUCUUCAAGUCAUUCUGAGUUUAUUGUAGAUCAAGGUCUUGAAAAUGUUUCCAUGUUUCUGCUUCGAGAAUUCGGUAUCAAUUCAAAGAAAAACAUAUGGGCAGGUCCUGAUCACUGGAAAAUUCGGAAGUGCAAGAGUAGAGAAGAUGUUCCUGUUGCAGAAAGUGGAUCAACAUUCAAAACUAAGAGACAGAAGAACCAAAAUCAAGCAGAGGUGGAUGUUGUUUUCAGGAUAUCAUCAGAGGAGGAACCAGUUGAUAUAUUUGCUCCACCAAAAAGUCUAAAGAAUUUACUUCUACCGGAAAACCGAGCCCCACUUAGCACCACUCUUCCAGAGGAUUGCCAUUAUGAACCUCUGAAUCUUUUGAAGCUGUUUCUCCUUCCUAAUGUCCUGUGUCUAGGAAAGAAAAGAAGGGAACUACAAGGCAGUAUCUGUCAGCGACAAAGCAAUGACUUUGAUGCAGCAUUCUCAUCAUGGGACAAUGAGAGUGUCCUUAGCAGUCAACAAAAUGAUAGAUACUUUCAAGUUGUGGAAGAAACCGAUGAAGCUGUUUCUAAACCUAGCCAGGUGGGUAAAAUUGAAGUUCAGUAUGAAAAUACUAUUAAACAAGUUGAUGUACAUGCAUUGAAACAAACACUUUGGGAUCGCAUACAAGAAUCUAGUGAAGCACCUGAAACAGGUCGUCCAGACAUUGUAUCGUUCAAACAUGUCCUGGCAGCUUUUCCUGAUGAAUGUCGAUCUACAACAACAGCGGAUGUUUCACUACACUUGUGGUUCUUUUGCCUUUUGCAUUUAGCCAAUGAGCAUGGAUUAACCAUCCAGGAUUGUCCCAGUUUGGAUGAUCUCACAAUACAUCUUCCUUCUGUGUGGCAGAAUGCGGAAGGAAUGGCAUAGUUUUUGUCGUAAACGAAGAUCCUUGGUAAGUUAUCAAAAGUAAGCUCUUUCUGCGGAUAUUUUUGACAUUUUGAGCCACUCAAUACUGAUUAAUUUAACACCUAUUUUGUAUGUUGUACCCACACACAACCUUGUUCCACAGUUUUGUGUAUAUAUUUAAUAUAUCAGGAUACAAAUGUU